Messenger RNA from Galeopterus variegatus (Sunda flying lemur), 1740 nucleotides. It is a transcript of the gene RGS20, whose product is annotated as regulator of G-protein signaling 20. Lineage: Eukaryota; Metazoa; Chordata; Mammalia; Dermoptera; Cynocephalidae. Bases 117 to 845 code for a protein of 242 amino acids. The transcript is spliced from 5 exons. The record is from RefSeq and is a predicted model, not a curated record.
GAAGAGGGACAGAGAAGACCGAGGGCUGGAGGAAGGGGAAAGCCGAGGAGAGCCAUCGCGGGUGUAGAAAGCGCUGCACUCGGCAUUGCAAUAAAAAUAAGACCCACGCGGGACGCAUGCGCACGGCCAACGGAGGCAAGACGGCCGGAGCUUCCCCAGCCGCUGGCGGGGCGGACAGUGGGACCCCCAUGGGAUCUGAACGGCUAGAGAUGCGGAAGCGGCAGAUGCCUGCUGCCCAGGAGACCCCGGGCUCUGCCCCGGGCCAGCAUGGAGUGGGGAGUCGAGGGUCCAAUGCCUGCUGCUUCUGCUGGUGCUGCUGUUGCAGCUGUUCUUGUCUCACUGUUAGAAACCAAGAAGAUCAGAGACCCUCAAGGGCUUCCUACGAACUCAGAACAGAAGACCUUCCAACCUGUGAAGAAAGCCCCACCCCUACUCUGGAAGAAGUCAACGCCUGGGCCCAGUCAUUUGACAAGUUAAUGAUCACCCCAGCGGGAAGAAAUGCCUUCCGAGAAUUCCUUCGAACAGAAUUCAGUGAAGAAAACAUGCUUUUCUGGAUGGCCUGUGAGGAACUGAAGAAAGAAGCUAAUAAAAAUAUUAUUGAAGAGAAAGCAAGGAUAAUAUAUGAAAACUACAUUUCCAUUCUUUCUCCUAAAGAGGUCAGCUUAGACUCCCGAGUAAGAGAAGUCAUCAACAGAAACAUGGUGGAGCCCUCCCAACACAUAUUCGAUGACGCUCAACUUCAGAUUUACACCCUGAUGCACAGAGACUCAUAUCCCCGGUUCAUGAACUCGGCCCUCUAUAAGGAUUUGCUUCGGUCCUUAUCUGAGAAAUCCGUGGAAGCAUAGGAUUUUCAAAUAUAUUUAUUAUUAAUAAAAUAAUCAAAGAACUCAUGGACUAUGUCUAGCACAGGGAAUUUAGAGGUAGUUAUAUCUUCUGCUGGAGUAAUACUCGGGCUAUUUUAAUAACAGAUGCUUCCUUGACUGAUGGUUAUAUAUUCACAAUGUAAACUGCAGCCACCUUUAGUGAUACUUUGAGAAAAAAUGGGAUAUGGCUGUUUUAGAAAGAUAGUAUAUCUACAUUUACAAUAAAAGUAGCAUGUUCUCAAUGGCAGAGGAGACACUGGAAGACUCCAUGCUGCCUGGAACAUGAACAUCCGCAGGAGCAAACAGGUCCACUUUUGUUCUGCAUGAAUUAAGUAACCGAUUACUCUCCCUCUGAAAGAAAAGACAUUCAAGUGUUUCUCAGCUAUCCCUUCCAUCAAGCUCGAUCUGAAUACUUCCUUCUCAAUGCCAUUACAGGAUCCAAAUUCACGUUUUAUAAAGAUGUGACCACUGCUUGUAAUAAUGGUAUCCCACGUUGUCUUAGAGUAUGUACGUAUGUAGAUACAUGUAUGUGCAUGUGUAUCUACACAUGGUUAAUGAAAGCACCAUGCUCUUAAGUGGAUUAGUCUCCAAGUGUUUGUUUGGUAAGAGAAUCAGUGCUUAGAAAAUUCUUUUGUUAAUAAGAGUUACCGUUAUUUUAUUAUCAGAAUUUGCCAACCUAAAGAAUGAAUUUUUAAUUUCACAACUUGGUCAUGUUCACAACAAAACUUUCAAAUAAGCAUACUUUCAUUUUUAUUAUUGAAAGAAAUAUGGGCAUUUUCACUUUGAAAAACAAUAAAGCACAAAACUUUUAUCUCAAUCUUUUUUUUCAUAUGUAAAUAUUUGGGAUAUAUAAGAUUAAAUAGGGAUACAUGCAACA